Molecule: messenger RNA, 1431 nt
Organism: Triticum urartu
Lineage: Eukaryota; Viridiplantae; Streptophyta; Magnoliopsida; Poales; Poaceae
Source: RefSeq, a predicted model, not a curated record
GUAGUUGAACAUCAUGAUGGAGAUAUCACGGACCAUGACAAUCACUCACCAGAAGGCGAGACAUCUGUUGAAGUGCCUGACAUUAAAGCUGGGACUGGAGAUGAUGAACCACCGGUGGAGACAUCUGCAGUACCUACCGAGGAGCAGGACCCUACUUCUGUCAACUCUGAAGGUUUGUCAAAGGCGGAAUUGGGUCGUCUGGUAGCUUCUCGCUGGACUGGAGAAAAUGUAGAUGAUGUUGGUAAAAGCGAUAAAAAGGGCCAUGAGGAUGAGCUGGAUAUUCCAGAACCUGCAGAAGAAGCAUUUGAAGAUGAGCAUGAUAUACCAGAACCCGUAGAAGAAAAUUAUGCUGGCUAUCAUUCAGAAGUUGAGGAUGAUAGGCACAAAUUUGAAGACGAAGAGUUGUCUAAUGUAUCAGAUGAUGAAUAUGUUGAUGAUCAUGAAGAACCGGAUGUGUCCUAUAAAUCUGAUGACGACCGGAAAGGUGAUGACCAUUCAGAUUUAACUGCCUCAGGACAAGCAUCAUGGCUGGACAAGAUUCAGCAAACUGUACAGAAUGUUUUACAGAAAUUCAACUUUUUCAAGACCCCUGUUGAUUUAUCAGAGGCUGCUCAUGUUCGGAAGGAGUACGAUGAUGCUAGCUCAAAGCUGUCCAAAAUUCAAUCUAGGAUAACCUCUCUGACAGAUAAGCUAAAGCAAGACUUUGGUAAGGAGAAGGAGUUCUAUUACUUUUAUGACCAGUGCUUUGAGGGCAAGGAGGGCAAGUAUGUUUACAAGGUCUGUCCAUACAAGAAAGCUUCACAGGUUGAAGGACACAGUUCCACUAACCUGGGGCGCUGGGACAAAUUUGAAGAAUCCUACAGGAUGAUGCACUUUUCAAGUGGAGACAAAUGCUGGAAUGGCCCUGACCGAAGCCUAAAGGUCAGGCUUAGAUGUGGGCUGAGCAACGAACUUAACGGUGUCGAUGAGCCCAGCAGAUGCGAGUACGUCGCUGUACUGUCAACUCCUGCAAUGUGUGUUGAAGAGAAGCUGAAGGAGCUGCAACAGAAACUCGAUGCUGUGGCUUCAGACCUGUCCGGCCACGACGAGCUCUAAACUGUCACUGGAAGCAAUGACUCCACUAUUACAACCAUAACCAUAAGAGAGAGGCUACCGAGGUACAUGUUGGAUAGAUAGAAAAGUCUGGAGCUGUGAGUGUAGCCGCCAAAGCAGCUUUAGUCUGGCUAGGGAAAAUUUUGAGCAAAGUGGUCGGAUGGUUGAAAUUUUCACACCAUCCUGAUUUUAGUAGCUGCAACUGGAUAUCUUUUUCUUUUGCUUUGACGGACGUUUCCUCAAAUUGUUUAUCUAGGUCAUCUGAAAGAGACUAAGCCUUCUGUUUGUAACUUAUCAGUUAUGCACAGCGUCUCUGAAUUAUACGGACCAAUGCUUUUA